CCCGGCCCCGUCCCCGUCCCCGCUCCCGCGCCCCCGCGUCGUCUCGGGGAGAAACACCGAUUCUCGGCGAAUUUCCCGGCCGGGACGCGCCGGCGUGAGCGUCGGCAGGACUCGCGGCCCCGACAUGGCUCUGCUGCUCCGCAACCUGCAGCGCGCGGUCCCCGUGCGGAGGGCGCCGCUCCGCCGCCGGCUGCAGCUGCUGCGGGCGGCCCUCGGGGUGCAGCGCUUCGACCUCGCGGUCGUCUGCGUGGACAACAGGACCAUUCGGCGCCUCAACGGCGUCUACAGGGCCCGGGACGCCCCGACCGACGUGCUGUCCUUCCCGUUCCACGAGAACGUAAAAGCAGGGGAACUUCCCCAGCCUGAAACUCCAGAUGACUACAAUUUGGGAGACAUUUUCUUAGGAGUGGAGUAUAUCUUCCAGCACUGCAAAGGAGAUGAGGACUACUUUGAUAUCCUCACUGUGACGGCCACCCAUGGGCUCUGUCAUCUGCUGGGCUUCACACACAGCACAGAGGCUGAGUGGCAGAAGAUGUUCCAGAAGGAGAAGCAGGUUCUCGAAGAGCUGAGCCGGCUCACCGGGACCAGGCUCCAGCCCCUGACCAGGGGCCUCUUCUGAGGGUGCUGGAGGCCCAGCACCCAGGGGGCACCCGGCGGAUUCUCUAGAGUCCAGAGAUGGUGGAUGGCAGAUGGACCCUCCCCUUUCAGGCCCCCCAGGACCAGGGACUCUACCAAACGGAGGGCCCUGCUGGUCCCUGGUCCCCUGUGGGGCUCAGGCAAAAUGGGGCAAAAUGGCACGAGUGGGGCCUGACCGUUUUGUGAAAGUGUGAAAGACGUGUCCGUUCAUGACUUCGUUCAGCACCUGGCAAACGUCAUUUCGCUGUCGCAGAUGAAGUAGUUCUAAGCCCUUAGGCUGCAGAGCUGGAGCACAGGGCCCUUAUCCCCUGAGGUUCUGCCUGUGGCCAGAGGCAUUUCCCUCUCCUGCCUCUCCAGCCCGCUCUGGAGAGUGGAACAGGCAGCCCAGGGAGGAUGUGCCCCUCGCCCUCCUUCCUGCAAGACACCCAUUGGCUAUAGUCUCCACUUACCCCUUAAGAGCACUGUGACUUAGAGCCUUCGCCGGGUGCCUUUAUGAGGGGAGGCACAAGGCUGACCCUUACCGGGGCCGCAAGCCCCCCGACAACCUCAGCCAGGUGACCCACAGCCGACAUCUGCCCAUCCUGGCUCCUGAGGUGGGCACAGCCCCUGGUCAGAGUUUUUCUUGUGGACCCUACCUACGUCCUCUUUCCCGUGGCCCUGCUGUGGCCAGAGCUGCUGAGCCCCAGAUGCCCAUGUCCACACGGAGCUCAGUGUCUCCCAGCUCCGGGAGGCUCCCUGAGCUCGGCUGCUGCUUCCCAUCCUCUUCCCUAUACUGUUUCCUGCCUUCUCUUCUGGUACAACAGCAAACCCAGGAGGCACCACAGAGCCUUAUCUAAGCUGUUCUGGGCCCAGAGCAUCGUGGGAGCAGGCCACAGAGGUGUGCUGAGCCAACCUUGGGCCUGCACUGCCUGGGCCUCCCAGGACCGGUAUUGGCAACAGCUCCACGAAUUCUGCCAAGGAGCUCUGAAGAGGUCACGGCAACGAAACGUAGCCUCUAAUCCAGGGUUACUACAAUUCUGAGAAUCUGGUUUCUCCCAUGAAUCCAAUUGAAAAACAUGAAAAUGCAUUUCCCGCUGGAUAUCUUGACAGCCUGAAUUUUCCCCAGCCCCUCAAGGACCCAGAAUUGGGCUUGUGGCACCCCUGAAGCCGUGUGGGGUCUGCGUGCCUGCUUGUAGUGAAGCUUGUUCUCGGUAGAACGUCUCAGCAAAGACCAAAGAUGACCCCACAAGCUCUAGGCUCUGCGGUUCUUUUUAAGAGACUGAAGGGAUCCCGAGACCCGCUACUCCUGUCAGCAGGAAUUUCGUACAUCCCCCGUGCCUCUGUGGUCAUGUCGGGGGCACAGGCCAUCGGGAGCGCAGUUCCCCUGGGUGUGGGCCUCAGAGCAGAGCAGCUGGGGGUGGUAUGGGCAGCGUAGCCAGCUUUAUCAGGCAAUGCCCAGUACUUCCAAAGGACCUGGUCACUUCCACCCUGAAGCCAUAGCAGUGACCCUGGGGUCCAGACCUCAGCCUCCACAAACCCCAACCCCUCCCUUGGUCGUGCAUACACCGAGCCUGUCCUGCAUUUCUCGUCACCAGUGACCAGAGCGCUUCACUAACUGCUUGUCUUGUGCUCAUUUUUCUUUUUUUUAAAGAUUUAUUUUGGGGGAACAGAAAGAGAAUCUUGAGCCGACUCCACUGAGCCUGAUGGACGAUGCAGGGCUCCAUCUCACCACCCCAAGAUCAUGACCUGAACCAAAGUCAAAAACUGGCCAUUUAACUGACUGAGCCACCCAGCUGUCCCUAAUGCUUAUUUUUCUAUUGAUUUUUCUUUCUUAUAGAUUCAGAGGGGUUUUUAUAUGUCACUGAACACAAUAGAGCAUGUCACCCAGUGUCCAUCUGACCUAAAUCUGAGAAAAGGCCGCCCCACCCAGCCUUGGGGCUCUACCUUGGCUAUCUGAUUCCACGUGGCACUCUGUCCACCCCGACCUGGCCACAGUGGCCUGGUUCCAGAGCUUCCGCAAACCCAGCCUCUGCCAGGACGGGUCCCUCCUGCUCCAGGCGUCCAUUGGGUUCCCUGGCCUCUGCUCUCCUCUGUGUGUUCAGAGAUGCAGUUGUCUCCCUCAGGCAUACAUGAGGAAGCCCCGUGAGUCCCAACAGGACGGGGCUCAGAGCUUCCCGCUGGGGGCACACGUCCACACGGAGAGGGUGAUGCACCCCAACUCCACGGGACAGAAGCUCCGGUGCUCAGAACCCACCCAGACCCGCCCCACCCCUUAUCACCCCCUUAAGUAGACCAGUCGAUGUCAGUAAGCGUUGCCCGAUUUCUGUGAGCGGCUCUAAUCAAACCCGGAAAGGGGUUUAUGGGAACCUCUGCUCCCUGACCCAGCAGGUCGGAAGCACAGGGGACAACCUGAGUUUGCAGCUGGCACGGGGCAGUCUCAUGGGACUGAGUCCUCCACAGGCCGAUGGUGUCGGAACCGAGAGGGACUGCAGAACCCCCAGCUGCUGCAGAAUCCGUGACUACAAGCGUCUGUUCUGUGCGCAAGGAAUGGAGGUUCCCAGGGAAGUGCUGGGUUUUCCAUUGGGCGCAGACAAACCCAUUCUUCCAAUUUAUUAGGCCAAGAAAACCAGCUUCUGCCAAACUUCUUCCCUAUAUUGAAUUAAUAGUUAUGUUGAGAAAUAAAACUGAAUAGGAAAACCAUGUUAGAAAAUGUCAAUGUGAAAAUAAAAAAUUGAGUUAGA
Messenger RNA from Neogale vison (American mink), 3356 nucleotides. It is a transcript of the gene YBEY, whose product is annotated as ybeY metalloendoribonuclease. The record is from RefSeq and is a predicted model, not a curated record. The coding region runs from base 125 to 619 and encodes 164 amino acids. Gene Ontology annotation, molecular function: metalloendopeptidase activity. NCBI's taxonomy places the organism in Eukaryota, Metazoa, Chordata, Mammalia, Carnivora, Mustelidae. The transcript has 4 exons. Gene Ontology annotation, biological process: rRNA processing.